Molecule: messenger RNA, 963 nt
Organism: Phycomyces blakesleeanus NRRL 1555(-)
Lineage: Eukaryota; Fungi; Mucoromycota; Mucoromycetes; Mucorales; Phycomycetaceae
Exons: 2
Coding region: 1-963 (320 amino acids)
Source: RefSeq, a predicted model, not a curated record
AUGAGUCCAAAGGGAUCCACCAACACGAACGUCUUCAAGACAGUUCCUCCUCGACAGUCUUGGCCGGCAAAAUCGUUGGCUGACCAAACGUUUUGCAGCCCCAAGAAUGCUCAGCUAAAAGCCAAUUUGGACGAGGCACUUGCACGCGCAGCCAUACACGAAGAACAGCACAAAGCUCUGCUUAGCAAGAUAGAUGUAAUUGUAGAACACUCGAUUGCACUUCAAGAACAGAACAGCACUCUUACCGAGGAGCUCCGCAUUGCAAAUGAGCACGUAGAGUUCCUACACAACCAACUCCAGCUUCAGGUACAAGUACCUGGUGCUUCAACCUUCACCACCACCACUCUCCCGCCUACAGAGAUUGCUCCUGUUGAGAAUUUCUCAGUGGAAGCCUCUGCCCAUGGUCCUGUCACCAUCUCCACACCCUCACCCACCACGUUUUUGGCUGCUGCCAAGAAGGCAAUGGGAAAGAGACCCAACCAGCCCAAGCUCACCACUGCUCAAGCUACCCGCGCCCUGCAACCCGAAAGUGAACCAUCUGUGUAUGCAUUUGUAUACCUGCCCUGCUGCCACCACCUCAAGUACUCCCAAGUACGAAAGCUCUUGAAAACAUUCAAGAUCCAACAGUCCCGUGUCUUGGACAUUGCAUUCCCGAAACGUGGCACUCUCUCCCUCCUUAUGCACAACGACUUCAAGGACAAGAUCACCCAGCUCUUCGCAGACAUUGGCGUGUCUGACCACCAACAGCUUGCAUACAAGCUACACUGCCAACGUCUUCUUGCUCUCUGCCUUCGCCUCCCUGCCCCACUGGGCAAAAGUGUCAUGAGGCACUUUUGUAUAGUGGAAAGUAGCUCUCUUCGCCUCCUUUCAGUCUGCCUUGAGCAGUAUCUGGAAGACCGAAACCUUCCAUCUGGCCCCCAAGCCAGUGCCAUUGACACUGCCACUGCUAUGGUUAUAGGAUAA